AAAGAAGCCGGCAAGACGACAACAGACAGUGAUUUUAUAUUUUUAUUCAUAAAAAAUAAAAAAAGAAAAACAAUAUCUAUUUUUAACAUUUAAAAAAAACCGCAACAUAAAAAAGUGGAACGUGAUUAAAGAGAGUGUGUGUUGUAUCAGACACCAACAAGCCGGGGGAAUUUCAUUUUUUUAUCAAGAGGGAGAAGGAUACAACUUGAGUUGUUAAAAAGCAUUUAAAAACAUCAUAAAAUAUUGUUAAUUGUUUGUUUAAAAAUAUCAAUAUUUAAACUUCAGAAAUCAAUUAUUUAUCACAAUUUUAAAUAAUUGUUUUGUUAUGAUAUUUUAUUUUCAUCUGUUCAAUUGACGUGCCCAACAUCAACGUCAUCAAAAAAAAAAAAAAAAAAAUACAUACAACAAUUGAUAAAUAGAUAUUGUUUAAUAGAAUAAUAACAGUGUUUAAAAAAAAAAGCAAAAAAUAAAAAAAAAAUUGACUCAAGAAUAAAUCAAAGUACAGUUGUUGAUUUAAAAAGUGUUGAUAGUUUUUUUGGUGUUAAAAAAUAAUUAAAUAUAGUAGUUGAAGAUCAUCUACAGGGUGAAAGAACCCCUGUCUUGUAUUUGUGACAGGUUAUGUCAACUAGUUUGGCAGGUACUUUGCCGGAUCAGGUUAGUUUUGACAACUCGUUGACAAAAAAUCAUUGGACUACUUUGGCGUCAUUGGAGAUCAAGGAGCUAUACAUAUUAAGAUUAAACUGUUUUUGUAUGCUACGGAAUGCAGCGGAUGAAAGGACAAGCCAACAAUCAGGCGAGCAAUGGUCCUAAGGAACAUCAGGCACAACAACCACAACAACAACAACAACAACAACAACAACAGCCAGGUGAUCAUGCUGGGGAUGACAGCACAAAUUUUGAUUCAUGGCGUGGUGGAAAUAAUACACAACAUCAUUCAAAUUAUCAAGUUGGAACUGGUGAGCCAUAUCCUUACUAUGCCGGUACAUCAUUUCCUUAUCAAACAUUUGGAGCUGGUGAUGGUACAUGGUCAAAUGGUACUGAAUCAGUAGCAUUUUUAUCUGGUUAUGGAGGACAAAUAUCACAUGAUGCAUAUGGAAUGGAUCAAAUGUUUCCAACUGGUGCUGGUGGUGGUUAUAGUGGUUUUGGUCAACCAGCAUUUAAUUAUUUUCCUGGUAAUGGUGAUUUUAAUGCUUGGGGUACACCACGUAAAGCAAGAUAUGAAGAUUAUUAUCCACAACCACGUAGUAAUGAUGGUUAUCAAGGUGGUGGUGGUGGUACAAGUACAAGUGGUGGUGGUGGUGAAAUGAAAACAGUUGAUCAAGGUGUUCAAGGUUUAUCAAUUGGUGAAUUAUCAAGACAUGAACAACAAAAUAUAACAACUGGACAAAUUAAUAAAACAGAACCAAAAGAACAAAGAAAAAUAACUUGGGCAAGUGUUGCAAGUCAACCAGCAAAACCAAUACCACCAGCACCAACGAAUCAAGGAAUGAAAAAAAAAGCUGGUAUGCCACCACCACCAAUAAUACCUGGUAAACAUAAUAUGGAUAUUGGUACAUGGGGUGAAGGUAAAUCAUCAGUACCACCACCACCAAAAGUACCAUUACCACCACAAAUUACACCUCCAGUUGUUGCACCAAUACCAGUUAUACAAAGAGAACGAGCACCACCAGCAGGUUGGAAACAAACUGGAUCAUCUGGUUUACCAUCUAAUCAAGAAGAACAAAAACAACAACAACAAGCUCAUCCUCAAAAUCAACAGCAACAAGGAUCUCAAAGUCAACAAAGACAAGUUCAACCCCAAUCACAACAACAACAACAGCAACCACAACAACAUGCUCGACAAAAUCAAGUCCAACAACAAAAACAACAGGGAAGCCAUCAAGGCCAACAUGAAAAACAAUCACCACAACCACAAAAUCAACAACAACAACAACAACAAAAUACAUCAGCAAAUCAAGGACAUCAUCAACAAAUUGGUAGUGGUGGACAUCAACAAGCUUCAAGUCCACCAAAAAUUCAUCAUUCAAUGAAUCAAAAUCAUCAACAUAAUCAGCAUGACUCUCAGUCACCACCACACCAUCAUCAACAAAAACAACAACAACAACAACAACCACAACAACAUCAUCAGCAAUAUCAACGACAACAAUCAUCACCAUCUCAAUCAACAACUCAAACAGUUGCUAAUACUGAUGAUUCAAAAGCUAAAAAUGAUUAUAAUCCACCAGAUUUUGAUCAAACAGCACCUGGUGCAAAAUUUUUUGUUAUUAAAUCAUAUUCUGAGGAUGAUAUACAUAGAUCAAUAAAAUAUGAAAUAUGGUGUAGUACUGAGCAUGGUAAUAAACGUCUUGAUCAAGCAUUUAGAGAAGCUAAUCGUGAAGGUGCACCAUUAUAUUUAUUUUUUUCUGUAAAUGGAUCUGGACAUUUUUGUGGUAUGGCACAAAUGGUAUCACCAGUUGAUUAUCAUUCAAAUAGUUCAGUAUGGUCACAAGAUAAAUGGAAAGGACAAUUUCGUGUACGUUGGAUAUAUGUUAAAGACGUACCAAAUGUACAAUUACGUCAUAUUAAAUUAGAAAAUAAUGAAAAUAAAUCAGUUACAAAUUCACGUGAUGCACAAGAAGUACCACAUACACAGGGUAUUAAUGUAUUACGUAUAUUACAUUCUUAUCGUCAUUCAACAAGUAUAUUUGAUGAUUUUGGACAUUAUGAAAAACGUCAAGCUGAAGAAGAUCAACGUAAAGUGCUUCCACCAAGUAUGCAUCGUCAACAACAACAACAACAUUCACCAUCAUCACCACCACCACCUCCACCCCCACCGUCAUUAUCAUCAUCAUCAAAUUCUGGUCAUAGAGGUAGACCACAUCAUUCAUCUGGUGAUAUGCAUCAUCGUGAUAGAGAACAUUCACAUAAUCAUCAUCAUAAUAUUCCACAUAAUCAUCAUUAUCAUCAAGGACAUCAUUCUGGACAACAUCAUCCACAACAUCAUCAUCAAGGACAUCAACAGCAACGACAACAUGAUAAUUCACAUCAUCAUUCACAUAAUAAUCAUCAUCAUCAACGCAGAGAUCAUUACAAUUUUCAGGAUGGACGUGGUGAUGGCGGUGGACGUAGUGAUGGUGGUGGACGAGGUGAUGGUGGUGGUCGUGGUAGAGGAAGAGGUCCACCUCCAUCUCGUCACUAGCAAUAGAUCUAAAUUAGAUCUUAAAACUGUUAAUAAUCAUUUACAACAAGAUUUUAAAAAACACACAAAUAUAUUAAAUCCGCGAAAUUAAUAAAAAAAAAACAAGUGUGAUCACUAGAUACUCCCAGAAUCACUCUCUCUCUCAAUGAGUAAAUAAAAAAAAAAAAUAUUCAUCUAAUGAAUAAUAAUCCUAAUGAUUCAAAAAAUAAAAAAACAAAUAAUAAAUUUCUAAUGAGAAAAAUAUUAAGCUUAGCUUGACAAACUUUUCUUUUUUUUAACUUUAAAAAAUCUUUUUUUUUUUUUUUUUAAUUAAAAAGUUAAUUAUGCAAAUACAUAGAGUGAAUUAUUAUUAACAAUGAUUUUAAUAAAAAAACAAAAAAAGACACUCGAGAAAAGGUGUUGAUGCUUCAAUGGACAAUUUAAACUCAGUGCCUGUUGCUGUUAAUAACAAAAAUGAAUUUAAAAAAAAAAUUAAAAUAACAAUAAUAAUAAAGUAACAGUUGAAUGAAAAAAAAAAAAAAA
This is a messenger RNA of Aphidius gifuensis, 3700 nucleotides long. RefSeq names its product YTH domain-containing family protein 3 (gene Ythdf). Gene Ontology annotation, cellular component: cytoplasm. The transcript has 5 exons. The coding region runs from base 761 to 3178 and encodes 805 amino acids. Gene Ontology annotation, molecular function: N6-methyladenosine-containing RNA reader activity; mRNA binding. NCBI's taxonomy places the organism in Eukaryota, Metazoa, Arthropoda, Insecta, Hymenoptera, Braconidae. Gene Ontology annotation, biological process: mRNA destabilization. The record is from RefSeq and is a predicted model, not a curated record.